Salvia hispanica is the source of this 1085-nucleotide messenger RNA. NCBI's taxonomy places the organism in Eukaryota, Viridiplantae, Streptophyta, Magnoliopsida, Lamiales, Lamiaceae. The record is from RefSeq and is a predicted model, not a curated record.
GAGACAAAAAAUAAAUAUAGAAUCCAAUAAGCAAAAACCAUCAUUCUUCACUACCAAUGGAGAUCUCAUUGCUGCUUCUUCUAGCCCUAAUAUACACCGCUGCAACAUACUUCAUUUCAAAAAUAGCCAAAAUUGGACAACGGCGGGAGCAGAAGCUCCCGCCAGGUCCAAAACCAUGGCCGAUAAUAGGCAACUUGAAUCUCCUCGGCCCAAUCCCCCACCAAUCCCUCCACCAUUUAUCCCAAAAAUACGGAGAAAUAAUGCUACUGAAAUUCGGAAAAUUCCCAGUCCUUGUCGCCUCGUCCCCCGAGAUGGCCAAACAGUUCCUUAAAGUCCACGACGCCGUCUUCGCCUCAAGACCCUCCUUCGCGGCCUCCAAACAUGUCAGCUUCAACUACUCUGACGUCGGCUUCUCUCCCUACGGCCCCUACUGGCGGGAGGCGCGUAAAAUAUUCAUAACCAAAGUGCUGAGCGCCCGAAAAGUCGAGAGCUUUGAGCCCAUCCGUGUCGAGGAGAGGCGCCGGUUGCUCUCCCGUUUAAUGUCGUUAUCGGGAAAACCGGUUGAGCUGAGAGAGCAUUUGUUGGGCUUCACUCUCUCGGUUGUAUCGAAGAUGGUUUUCAAGGAGAAGUAUUUUGGAGAUAAAGAAGAUAAAUCCGUUUUAGACAUGGAUGAGAUGAGUGAGAUAGUGAGGGAGUGGCUUGUGCUACAUGGAGCGUUUAAUAUUGGGGAUUGGAUCCCGUGGGUUGACUUUCUCGAUUUACAGGGCUAUGGGAAGAAGAUGAGGGCUUUGCGAAGGAAAAUGGAUGGAUUUUGUGACUACGUGAUUGAUGAUCAUUUGGAGAGAAGAGGCGAAGGUAAGGAAGAUUUUGUGGAUGUUUUGCUGCAGAGAGCUGAGGAGGAAGAUGGAGUUCGAUUCACGAGGGAUUCUGUCAAGGCGUUAACCAUGAAUUUGUUGGUUGCCGCCGUAGAUACCUCAGCUGGAACGAUCGAAUGGGUUAUGCUCGAACUCCUCAGGCACCCGCACAUUAUGGAAAAGGCGAAAGCAGAGCUCAACGAAGUGGUUGGGAGAAAUAGAUGGGCCUGA